AUGGCCCAUGGAAAUCAACCAGAACUUGCCCUCCAGAAAAUCACGAAGAAAUCCUGGGAAAUUCGCAAGGGAAAAAGCAAGGAUAGCUUGACCAUGUCUUAAGAGAGCAGAAGGACUCAGUUAAUGCAGCUAAAGCAGAAGGCAACUAAUGAGAAAAAGUCUAUGCAGACAAGAGACAAAUGA
Prionailurus viverrinus (fishing cat) is the source of this 183-nucleotide messenger RNA. RefSeq names its product small EDRK-rich factor 1-like. Lineage: Eukaryota; Metazoa; Chordata; Mammalia; Carnivora; Felidae. The record is from RefSeq and is a predicted model, not a curated record.